This is a messenger RNA of Capsaspora owczarzaki ATCC 30864, 2876 nucleotides long. RefSeq names its product minichromosome maintenance complex component 4. Gene Ontology annotation, molecular function: single-stranded DNA helicase activity; single-stranded DNA binding; ATP binding. Gene Ontology annotation, biological process: mitotic DNA replication initiation; DNA strand elongation involved in DNA replication; DNA replication. The transcript is spliced from 19 exons. Gene Ontology annotation, cellular component: MCM complex; nucleus. Lineage: Eukaryota; Filasterea; Ministeriida; Capsasporidae. The record is from RefSeq and is a predicted model, not a curated record. Bases 118 to 2739 code for a protein of 873 amino acids.
UUUCCAUCCCACUCCUCAUUUCUCUUCUCCUUCUCUAUCUUCUUCCCUCCUCUUCUCCUUCUCCUUCUUCGUUCUUGCUUCCUUUUUUUCUUCCCUCCAUUCUUCUCUGAUUUCAUCAUGUCGCAGUCGGACGGCGCGGGAUCGAGCCGCCGCACAUCCAGUCGGCCGCGCCAACGCACCGCCGCUGCCGAGUCCGCCCUCCUCUCCAGCGAGCCGGAUCUUGCCGCAACCCCGCCCUCGCUCGGCACCCCGACGUCCUCGGCCCGCGGCGGCGCAGGGUCCCGCGGCUCACCACGCAGCAGCGCACCAGGCGGCUCUGCCAGCCAAACCAGCGAUCGCAGAAUUGAUCCAGACGGUCGCUCGGGGCGAUCGUUUGCCUCCGACAUGAGCUCGCCGUUGCCGUAUGGCGCAGCGAGCACACCAGUACUGAGCCAGCUUGCCACGCCCGGUGGCUCGGGUCGCGUUCGUGCAGAGCUCGGAUCGUCAACGCGCCUCCGUGCUGUCGUGACUGGUGGCCCCAGUGCCGAGGGUGGAUCUGACGUCAAUGCUCUCCCUGGCGACCGCGCACCUGGUGACAAUGCGGCGUCGCGCACCGUCAUUUGGGGAACCAAUGUGAACGUCCAAGAGACGAUGGAAACGUUCCGUGCCUUCCUCAACGACUUCGUUGUGCCUGACCAGACGGGACAGCCCUUCUACCUGCACGUGCUGGAUCAGAUGGCUGUAUCAGAAGCUCGCUAUUUGAACCUGGAUGCUAGUCACUUGCGCGAAUACGACUUGACGCUCUACACAAACAUGUGCUCCUUCCCGCAGGAAGUGGUGCCCAUGUUUGAUUAUGUCGUCAGCUCCCUGUCAGCGGAGCGCUUUGGCGAAGAGGGUGAUGUGAACAUUCAGGUUCGUCCCUUCCGCCUGGAACGUUCGAUUGGUGUCCGCGAGCUGGGACCGCGCGAUAUCGAGGUUCUUGUCAGCGUGCAAGGCAUGGUGGUGCGCACUUCAUCCGUGAUUCCUGAUUUGAAGUCGGCAUUCUUUUGCUGCAUCUCCUGCAAGGCGACUGAGCGCGUUGAGGUGGAUCGCGGUCGGAUUGCGGAGCCGCUCGUCUGCAAGCGUUGCAAAGUCAGUCGAACCAUGGAGCUCAUCCACAACCGCUGCAUAUUUGCCGAUAAGCAGAUGAUUAAGCUUCAAGAGAAUCCAGAAAUGAUUCCGGAGGGUCAGACACCGUACUCUGUGUUGAUGUUUGCGUACGAUGAUCUCGUGGACAGCGUUCAGCCAGGUGAUCGCGUGGAAGUUACUGGCAUCUAUCGCGCAACGCCAAUGCGCGUCAAUCCUCGUCAACGGGCGCAGAAAGCCCUGUUCAAAAUCCACAUUGAUGUCAUCCACUUCCGAAAGACCGACAAGCGUCGCUUCCAGCGGACCGACACUGCCGAUCAGACCGCGCCAGUCUUAGAGGAGGACACUGAAAACGUCGUCAACUACGGUGCCAAUCAAGUCGAGAGACUCGUUGCUCUGUCUCGCACACCCGACAUCUACGACCGACUGACAAAAGCGCUGGCACCUGGCAUCUGGGAAUUGGACGAUACAAAACGUGGGCUGCUGUGUUUGCUGUUUGGCGGUGCUCCGAAGUCUCUAGCGGCUCAUGGACGAGCGCGAUUCAGGAGCGAUCUUAACAUCUUGCUUUGUGGCGAUCCUGGUACCAGUAAAUCGCAGCUCUUGCAGUACGUGCACAAGAUUGCUCCGCGAGGCAUUUACACAUCAGGCAAGGGCUCGUCGGCUGUCGGUCUGACCGCCUACGUGACGCGCGACCCUGAAACUCGGCAGUUGGUGCUCGAAAGUGGCGCGCUCGUGUUGAGUGAUGGCGGCGUCUGCUGUAUUGAUGAGUUUGACAAAAUGCCUGAGGCUACCCGAUCCGUUCUGCAUGAAGCAAUGGAACAACAAACCAUCUCCGUUGCCAAAGCCGGUAUCAUUUGCUCGCUGAACGCACGAACUUCGAUUCUUGCUGCCGCCAAUCCCCGCGAGUCUCGCUGGAACCCUCGCGCGUCCAUUGUUGAUAACAUUCAGUUGGGCCCAACGCUACUUUCUCGAUUCGAUUUGAUCUACCUCAUUCUGGACACACCGAACGAAAUUCUUGAUCGUCGUCUGGCUCGCCACAUUGUGUCGUUGUAUCAAGAAUCAGGCGAAGAUCGAACUGAAGACGGCAUGUCACUCGAAACUCUGAGCGAGUACAUUUCCUACGCACGCAAGCACUUCAACCCGGUCCUGACGAACGAAGCAGCGCUCUUGCUCGUUGCUGGCUAUGUUGAGAUGCGCAAGGCUGGUGGAAAUAAGCACACUAUUACCGCCACGCCCCGACAGCUCGAAUCGCUCAUUCGCAUUUCUGAAGCGCUUGCCCGCAUGCGCUUUUCCGAGACUGUCGACGAGGGCGAUGUUCAUGAAGCCUUGCGUCUGGUGCGAGUUGCGCUUCAGCAGGCAGCCACAGAUCCAUCGACCGGUUUGGUCGAUAUUUCUCUGUUGACCACUGGUCAGAGCACAUCGGCGCGCAGCGUCAUUGUUGCUGUUUCCGAAAUCAUGCGUGAAAUUGUGUAUGAUAUGAAGGAGCCGGCCAUGACCACCCAUCAAAUGAUGACACAGGUGCAAAGCCGCACAGAUAUUAUCGUCAAUCCCGAGCUGAUCAGUGCCGCAGCGUCCAUUCUUCAACGCGACGGUGUCCUGUUAUUCUCCGAAGAUCAGAGAAUUCGUCGUUUGUAAUCGAAUGGCUGCAGUUUCCCUCCAGUGCUUUUGUUUUCUAUUUGCUUUCGAUGCUUUGUUUUUCUCUUCUUUUGAGCUUUCUUGUUUCAUGUCGAGUUUGCGAUGGUGAUGUCUUUUUCCGUCGAAUGAAGUUUGUC